CCCUCCCAGGCUCAGCUCUGUCCCCGUCCCCCAGGACGUGGUGGCCCGCGCUGCUGGCCCUGCUGGUCCCCGCGGUGGUGGCCCAGUUGCGCCCCGAGCGGGAGCUGGACUCCCAGUGGGACCUAUGGAAGAAAACCUACCGCAAGCAGUACAACGGCGAGGCGGACGAGGCGGCGCGGAGGCUGAUCUGGGAGAAGAACCUCAAGUACAUCAACACCCACAACCUGGAGCACGCGCUGGGCGUCCACACCUUCGAGCUGGCCAUGAACCACCUGGGGGACAUGACCAGUGAGGAGGUGGUGAGGAUGAUGACGGGCUUGAAGGUGCCCCGCGGCCGCCCGCGUCGCAACGAGACGCUCUACGUCCCCGACUGGACAGAGAGAGCCCCGGCUGCCGUGGACUGGAGGCGGGAAG
This is a messenger RNA of Egretta garzetta (little egret), 414 nucleotides long. Its product is annotated as cathepsin K-like. The annotation marks the transcript as partial. NCBI's taxonomy places the organism in Eukaryota, Metazoa, Chordata, Aves, Pelecaniformes, Ardeidae. The transcript has 3 exons. The record is from RefSeq and is a predicted model, not a curated record.